Molecule: messenger RNA, 1638 nt
Organism: Aspergillus bombycis
Lineage: Eukaryota; Fungi; Ascomycota; Eurotiomycetes; Eurotiales; Aspergillaceae
Product: putative MFS sugar transporter
Exons: 2
Coding region: 1-1638 (545 amino acids)
Biological process (GO): transmembrane transport
Cellular component (GO): membrane
Molecular function (GO): myo-inositol:proton symporter activity
Source: RefSeq, a predicted model, not a curated record
AUGGCGCCAUCUGUGGAUACAGAACCCCAACUGCCAACUACCACAAAGGAUGGUCUCAAAGGAGACAAUCUACCGGAAAAUGCACACAUCGAAGUGGCUUCUACCAGUUUAGUCACGGAAACCGGUAUCGAUGACCUCCCAGUUACCAUGUUUGUAUGGCUUGUCGCCUUUACUGCUUCGAUUGCUGGAAUGUUGUUCGGUUACGAUACUGGCAUCAUCAGUGCUGUUCUCGUCUACAUUCAUGAUGGGCUAGACAGCCGCACGCUCACCAGCAACGAGAAAGAACUAAUCACGUCGCUCUGCUCGGGAGGCGCAUUCUUUGGAGCCAUUGUGGCCGGGUUGACAGCAGACAAGUUAGGGCGGAAAGCAGCUAUUUAUUUUGGUUGCGCAUUGUUCACGAUCGGAGCUAUUCUUCAAGGAGCCGCAUACACAAUUAUUCAAAUGGCUGUGGGUCGGGUUGUGGUUGGCUUCGGUGUGGGUUCAGCUGCCAUGGUGGUGCCUUUGUAUAUUGCCGAAGUAGCACCUGCGAAGGCCCGUGGACGACUUAUUGGCUUGAAUAACAUGUCAAUCACAGGUGGCCAGGUAAUCUCCUAUGCUCUUGGAGCUGCCUUUGCCAAUGUCAAUCAUGGCUGGCGGUACAUGGUGGGGCUUGGGGCAUUACCGGCCCUAAUCCUGGCAGCUCUGAUGCCUUUCUGCCCUGAGUCACCACGCCACCUGGUAUACAACCAUCGCCAAGAGGAAGCUCGCACCGUGCUUCGUAGAAUCUACGGGCAUCCAUCUGAUAUUCAGCUGGCUUCGGUUUUAGCCUCGAUCUCCGCCGCCUGUGAUGAAGCCCGAGAGGUGAACGAGGGCGCAACGCGGUGGACCAAGAUUAAGCAGCUUCAUACCGUACCCAGCAAUCUCCGGGCAUUGAUUAGUGCCUGUGGUUUGAUGGUCAUCUCGCAACUAUCGGGGUUCAAUACGUUGAUGUACUACUCAUCGACCUUAUUUGCCUUGGUAGGCUUCGAUAAUCCCACCGCGGUAGGGAUCGUCGUUGCUGGAACCAACUUCCUCAUGACCUGGGUCAAUAUGAUGGUCAUCGACAAAAUGGGCCGUCGCCGACUACUCUUAUCCACCGCCUGGGGUAUGUCCGUCGGUCUCAUUGCCAUAGCGGUAGCAUUCUCCUUUAUUCCGGUCGAUCUAGAUACUCUUGACUUGAAGACCAGCAGUGUAUCACCUCCGGCAAUUGUCGUCCUGGUCUUCAUCAUCUGGUUUGUGAUCUUCUAUGGUGUCUCGGUCGGCAACACGGCAUGGAUGAGCACGGAUUUCUUCCCCCUGGAAGUCCGCGCGAUGGGCACCAUGUGGCUCACUUGCUCUAGCUGGGGAAGCAAUGUCAUCGUAUCCAGCACGUUUUUGUCUAUGAUGAAGAGCAUGACCCCGUCUGGAGCAUUUGGGUUUUACGCAGGCAUCUGCGGGCUUGGAUAUAUUUGGAUCUAUUUCUUCUAUCCGGAAGUGUCUGGUUUGUCGCUGGAAGAGAUUAAGGAGGUGUUCAAGCAUGGGUUCGGGGUGAGGUAUGCUCGGAACCUGCGCAAAGAGCGCAAGGAUAUUAUCCAGGAGAGAUUGAGGAUACAAGGCAAGACGGUUGUGCUAGGGCACUGA